Molecule: messenger RNA, 5340 nt
Organism: Drosophila biarmipes
Lineage: Eukaryota; Metazoa; Arthropoda; Insecta; Diptera; Drosophilidae
Gene: dpr6
Product: junctional adhesion molecule A
Exons: 7
Coding region: 1591-2784 (397 amino acids)
Biological process (GO): synapse organization
Cellular component (GO): neuron projection membrane
Source: RefSeq, a predicted model, not a curated record
UGAGGCGCUGGCUGAGCAAAAACGUCAUGUUCACGGAUGUUUCAUUAGAUUUCGGCUGGCUACGUGAAACGUGCGCAAAACCCAAAUCGAAACUUGAGCCCCUAAUAGUGAAAAGUGCUAAACACUAAAAACCUUUACGGCAAUUCCACUCUUUUGUGCUUAAAGUGUGCAAAAAAGUAUUCAAAGUGUAACAGCUGACUGGCCAUAAAAAAAGGAACCGGAAAUGAAUACAAUUCACUGUUAUUGUGGCUAUAACGCCCUGCUAAAUCAAUAAACAAGCCGGAAAACCCAUAAAUUUGUAAUGCCACAAAACAUUUGAAAACAUAUGAUGUGUAAAGUCGAAAACAAUGAUAAAGUGUUUUAAGUGCUGCGAGAUAAUCCGAGUUUUUCAGUGAGAGUUUCAGCUAAACAAUGGAAUAGAAAGCGGAAGAGUUUUAUUAUUAUUUUGGCUUUAACUGUCUGCUAAAUCAAUAAAGGAAAGGACUUUGAGUUAGAGCUAGUACCCCCGAAACAGUAACGGACAUACAUGUAAACGCAUUCAGAGUGUUGAAAAGCCAAAAGGCCGGUCAGUGGUUCAAAAAGCCGGAGCAUAGGAGCCAAGCCUCUGCUCUUAUCGUGUUGUUAUUGUCGAAACGGGGUCAAAAGUUCGUGUCUCACUCGCUAAUUCAACCACACAAACCACACACACUCGCACACCACCCAGAUAACGCUUCCUCAAGUGCAGCCAAAGACACUGCGUCGCCCGUCUGGCAGAUAAGCAUGAAAAAAGCAUAAGAAAGCAUAGGAAAAGCAAGAGAAAAGCAGACAAAGGCAUUAGUCAAGUGCCAAGUAACUCAAAACUGCAGCCGGAGUGGAGGCUUAGGCCUACCGAAACACACGGAAAAGCCAGCCGAAAAACAACACCGAAUACUAGACCGAACUAAACUAGGCCAAUUCGAGGCGAGGCGGGGGAAAAGCGCCGGGAAAAGUGCUCUGGAAACGUAGAGAAAUAAAAUAAAAUAAAAAUAAAACAAUAGCAGCGGCUCCCUGGCCAUUUGUCAAUGACUGGGCCACUCGCGUGACUGCCGAUUCCUGGGGAAAGUGGAAUAACUGUAGCCGACACAGACUCCGGAACAAGGAGUACUCCGAAAAUUUGUGGCCACAUUUCGUGUACGACGGCAUAAAACAGAAGCGGCAAAUAGAAAAGCCAAACGGCGGCUAAGUUGCUUUUGUCCGCCCUCGGGGGAGGCGUUGGAGGACGAGGAGGAGAAGGAGGAGUUGGCCUGGCAAUUGGCCAAGUUAAUAGAGAGCCGGGGGGGCCGAUAAUGACGUUGCUGGAGCUGCUGCCGCCCAUGCUGAUGAUGAGGCUGCUAACUUGGUUAUUGCUGCCAGCCUAGAGACACAGGACCAGAGCGACAGACCAGUUACCCGGACCCUUCAGAUCCUUUUGAGGCCCAGCGGACCAACCAGCCCCACCAGACAGACAACAAAAACAAGGUCUGAGGCUGCAGCGCCGGGCUUACUGCAUUUCCGCAUCUUGUUCCUGUCGCCGCCCGUCGCUGUCAUCGUUAUAGCCGUAUAGCCCCCGUCAUUUCCACAGCCGGAGUCACCAUGCCCAUGGCCCAUCCACUGCCGCUCUGCGUGGCCUGGCUGCUGCUCCUCGUCGUCAUUGUGAUGAGCGACAUGACAAAUGGCGGUGUGCAGGGACCCAUCGAGGGCUACAAUUCGCUGGACGACCUGCUGACAACCACGCCGACUCCCGGCCAGGCGGCCCUGCUGCUGCCCACCGCGCCCACCGCCGCCUACACCCAUCCCAAGUGGAUGGAGCCCUACUUCGAUCCCUCGACGCCGCGCAAUGUCACCGCCCUCAUGGGCAAGUCCGCCUAUCUCAGCUGCCGUGUGCGCAAUUUGGCCAACAAAACGGUGUCCUGGAUCCGGCACCGCGACAUCCACAUACUGACGGUGGGCUCGUACACCUACACCUCCGACCAGCGCUUCCAGGCCACCCAUCACCAGGACACCGAGGACUGGACCCUGCAGAUAAAGUGGGCCCAGAAACGGGACGCCGGGAUGUACGAGUGCCAGAUAUCCACGCAGCCGGUGCGCAGCUAUUUCGUCCGCCUCAAUGUCGUGGUGCCAACGGCCACCAUCCUGGGAGGUCCUGACCUUCACGUUGAUAAAGGCAGCACCAUAAAUCUCACUUGCACUGUAAAGUUCAGCCCCGAACCGCCGGCCUACAUCUUUUGGUACCAUCACGAGGAGGUCAUUAAUUAUGAUUCAUCAAGAGGCGGCGUGUCGGUAAUUACCGAAAAGGGCGAUGUGACAACCUCAUUUCUGCUCAUACAGAAUGCAGAUCUGGCCGAUUCGGGCAAAUACUCCUGUGCGCCCUCCAAUGCAGAUGUGGCCAGUGUGCGUGUGCAUGUCCUAAAUGUUCGGGCCAUAAUUUCAGGUGAACAUCCGGAGGCAAUGCAAACCGGCUCAUCCGGCUGUCAGUACAAUUGGCUGACUAUCGUCCUGCUCCUGGGCCUCGUCCUUUGCUACAGUCAACAGUGCAGCUCCGGCGCAGUGGCAGCAUCAUUAACAUGGCCAUUACCAUUACCAUCACAAUCACCAUUACCGGCGGCAGAGGCAGCGGCAGCAGCAGCAGAAGCAGCGGGAGAAAGUGCAUCCAGUGAAAGUGUGGCAGCCGCAGCGGCAGCAGCAGAGCCAGCCGCAACAACAACAACGAGAAAGCGGUGUCCUGCGGUCAAAAGUUGUCGCCAGGCCACCGGCCAGCUCCUGGCCAAAAGGUCCUGUCACAGAUGAUCAAAUGAAGGCCACAGCAGCGCCAACUAAAUAGAGUAAUUUAAGCAGCCACAUGAAAUGUGUGCGAGUGAGUGUUCGCCUAGGUACCCACUGAGUGUGUGAAUGGUCGUUUGAGUGUCAGCUAUUCAGCCCCUAGUAAGUCAGUUUUAAACUUGUACUCAAAAACCACAUUGCGGAACAAUGGCUUAAUAGUGGGUUUAUUAACACACUAAACUUUUAUGUUAACAACCGAUUUUUAUUAUUUGAUAUUUUUAAAUAUUCAUUUGGUCUCUGUUUUGACAACAUUGAAUAGACUCUAUUCGUUUUUUUUUAUUCACUUCCUUAAUUGUUCUUUUUAGUUAUUAUUUAUCUACCAGUAUGGCUUUUAUUAUUAAAUUUAUAUUUGAAUACUGAUUGAAUCCCAAUAAGAAUGACAUGAUUGACAAUCUAGAAGUGUCUAUUUAAUUUGAUUAAUUUUGCGAACUUAUUUGCCUCAAAAAAACCAAAACUUUUCAUUAAACAUUGUUAAUUAAAAUAUUAAUAUCCACUGAAAUAUCUCCCAGCCGUACUCUUCUGCCCCAGCCGUUGUAAAGCAAUGUAAUUAUAUAAAUAUAUAUAUAUGUAAGCCUAUUGAUUACAAUUUAAUGUGUAUAUUUAAACAAAAUCAAAAUUUACUAUAAGAUGCGUGUAAAUAACGAACUUAAAUAUAAUUACGAGGCAAACAGAAAAAAUAUGUACCGCAAACAUAGCAUAGGAAUGAGUAAUCUCUAUGGCCGGCGGCGCUGACUCUUUUAAUAAAUUAAUGAAUAAUCAAAUAAAGUGCAGUGUACAGUGCGAGUGCCGGGCUCGAUAUUAAAUAAUUAGAUAAAAACGUAGACAAGCCAAAUAGCAACAAAAUGAGAGCAGCAGUGAGUCAUAAAACAUUUAAAUUGAUUGCCAUAUCAUGCAAAUAUUUGCACUGCGCAAUGCUCCGCCAAACCAAAUGUAAAUUCGAUUUUCUGCUUUAUUCACCCACGCAAAAUACAAUUUAUUUAAUUUUUUAUUGCAUUGAUAUUAAUGUCACAGUUUCAUAAUUGACGGUAAGCCAGCCUGCCACGUUUCGAAAUGAUUAAAAAAUUCCUCGCCAUAUUUGCCUAAUAAUUUCUUUAAAAUGCCUGAAAUAUUUGCAACGCUCUGCGCAUUUUGGCGAUUUUUAAAUGUCACUUCCAGUUGGCAGCAUUACCUAAGCUGAAUAAUGGGUAUCCAUUAGUUUUGCAAUCUUAAUUAAAGCCCGUGGUGUCGUGCCAAAUGGCCACCAACUGCGCAACGCCUAUUGGGCCAUUUUCUAUGGCAGUAUUUUCAAACUUUAAUUGCAAUUAAUGGAAAAAGAGUGCGGGACGUAUAAAAAUAAUUACAACCAACAAAAUAUCAUAACUAUUUCACUCAAUAAAUUGAUUUAAUUAGGCAUUAAAAUGUGAAAAAUUCAAACACCAAUAUCGAGCAGAACGACUCUGUUGACGCACCGCAAAUGUUAUAAAUCAUAAUUGUUAUAAUUAAAUAACAACAGUUUGUACGGGCCCGCAGAAUAACUAACAUUUGCCAUUCCAAUCAAGCAAUAACCAAUUCAAACUCAUUGUGAAUGCUGGCCCAAUUAAAAUGUGAUGUGAUUUUGCCCCAUCUUGUGUUUGGACACAAUUGUUAUGAAACGUAAUUUGGCAUUAUACGCUGCCAUAUUGUUUGCUGUGGCCAAACUAAUUUUAUUAAUUUCCGUUAAGCUUAAAAAUAAUGUUAGCCAUAAGCCGUCUUUAUGGCAUCAUAAGAGACAAUUUCAAAAUGCAGCUAUCAACGUUGAAUUUAACCCCACUUAUGGCUUUCUUAUUGAAUUUUCUCGUCGCCUUUUAGAUGCCGGAAAUCAUGAAAAGCAUAUUCAUUCGGAGAUGUUCUUAAACAUUUACAUAUUAAAUGCCCGGCUCAGAUUGCAAUUUCCCCCGUUCUGGUUUAACUGACGACAGCUAAUCUCCUAAUUGUUAAUGCAACCAAUCAAAACUAUAAGCAGUCGGCCCACAAAACACAUAUGAAUAUAUAUAUAUACCUGCGUUUAAGUGUGAAUACGAACAUAUGCCAGCCAAUUUGAAAUUCUAACUCGACGGAAUGCUAAUGCCAUAAGCCCACGAGCAUUUGCCAUAAACCUUUAAAGCGCGUCACAUAAAUCCACAUAUGCAUAUGCAUACUCGUAGGCCAUCGGCUAAGUACUUCCUGUAUAUUAAAGUUAAUUAGUGAGACCCUAGAGUUAUGCAUUAGUCAAGUAAAUCUAUGGCUAUGUGUACACUAAGGACAUAGUUAAAUAGUUGUAAUAAAGCAAUCGAACUGUGUAAAACGAACUACUUUUAACUGUUGAACCCAAACUAAAUGGCAAACUAGUGAAAGCAUAAUACAAAUAUGACAUCGUAACGAGACAUAGCAAAACAUAACAAAUAACAAAUAACACUAAUAAACAAAUAGCAACGAUAACAAAAGAGUGUGUUUUUGUUUGUCUUUGGUGCAAUGAUUGUCGCCACAGUAAUGUAAAACAACAAGCAAAAAAAAACAGAAGAGACA